Molecule: messenger RNA, 1266 nt
Organism: Diospyros lotus (date-plum)
Lineage: Eukaryota; Viridiplantae; Streptophyta; Magnoliopsida; Ericales; Ebenaceae
Product: RING-H2 finger protein ATL80-like
Exons: 3
Coding region: 550-1116 (188 amino acids)
Source: RefSeq, a predicted model, not a curated record
AAAUUUGAGAAACUAUACUAAGAUCCACUAUUCAAGAUUUGUCUUUACAAAUUGUUUUUGUAUAGAAAUCAAGAAAGAAUUCUAUUGGGUCCACCAUAGCCAUGCUCCUCCCAUCCUCACCAUCCAUUCAAUCAGCAAUCCUCCCAGUAGUCUUAGCUGUGAGAGUCAACCCUAAAGGGCAAAGGAUUUUCUUGCAGUGAUAGUGAAUCUCUGAUCUAGGCCCUUGUUGAUUCCCAUGUUCUUCUUCAACCUGUGCUUCUUGUUAAACUUGUGUGUUUUUGUCUUUUCUUUGAAUUGGGUUCUUUCCUUACUCAUUGAUUUUUUCAAAUACCCCUUCACAUUUUCAGUCUCCUGAUGGAUUUGAUUCUGGGUUUGUUUUGUCGAUCUUGUUUGUUUUGCUCUUGAUCUUCUUUUCCUUCUUCUCCAUGUGGGUUUUGGUUGCUUGCUCCCAAAAUUUUAUGGGAAGCUUCUCACUUCCAGAUGGAUCCUGAUCUGGAAAUGUGUUGCAAUUCUGGAUUUCUUCCUUGAUUUUCUCUUUGGCUGGUGGAGAUGCUUGGCUCAGGCAUGAACUUGAUUACUACGGUCAUUGGAUUUGGGAUGAGUGCCACUUUCAUUGUGUUCGUCUGCACCAGGCUCAUCUGUGGAAGGAUCAGGGGUGUCGAAUCCAGGCGAAUGUUUGAGAUUGAUUCCAUGAUUGAUCUUGAACAGCCGGAGCAUCCAAACAGCGGGCUGGAAUUGGUGGUCAUUGCUGCAAUCCCAACGAUGAAGUUCAACCAUGAGGAUUUCAGUUCUCCAGAAGAUGCACAGUGCACAAUAUGUUUAGGGGAGUACCAAGAGAAGGAAGAACUAAGAAUCAUGCCGAAUUGUGGCCACAAUUUUCAUCUCGCAUGUAUCGAUGAAUGGCUAAGGAAACAGGCCACCUGCCCGAUUUGCAGGCUGCCAUUACAGGAAAUGAAGCAUGCCAGAUCGGCAGCACUUGGUGGUGCCCAUUCUCGGCAUUGGAUGCUGCCGGGUGCCGGGAAUUCAGAGGGGCACGGCAGCAGCGAGUUGCAACCUGAAGCUGCAAGUGGUGGCCAAGAACUUGCUGCUCACAGAGAAGCAGAAACGCAGCAAUGACAGGAUCAAUGCAAUAGGCCUUGUUCCUGAGGCAACGGGUUCACUGUUUUUUGAAUUGUUACCUGUACUUCUUAUGUAGGACUUCAGUCAUGAAUGAUUUCAAGUGAAAUUUGAGAUGAUGAGAGUGGAAUGAGAUUCAGUUUCUCAGAA